This is a messenger RNA of Closterium sp. Naga37s-1, 4803 nucleotides long. Lineage: Eukaryota; Viridiplantae; Streptophyta; Zygnematophyceae; Desmidiales; Closteriaceae. The record is from the annotation of a GenBank genome assembly.
AUGGCUCUUGUCGAAACUUCGCGACUCGCGCCGCAGUCAAACUCGACAACGCCCGCUGCUCCUUGCCGCCACGGAUCCUCGUCCACUCUCCCCGACACUUUCCGCGAAGGUUCCCGUCCGCACGUCGCGACCGUUGCGGCUGCUACAGCCGCUGCAGGAAGUAUCGCCAUUACAACCGCUGUUUCCGACGCUGCUGCCGCGUCGUCUCAAGUCAUGUCGCCGUCGCCGCCAGUAGGCAGCUGCAGGGAUCGCACGCCGUCGCCUUGUCGCCUGGCGACGGAGUCGCACGACCCGGCGACGGAGAACCACAUCCCGGACAAUGCCGCCGCGGUCGCCGCCGCGACUCACGGGCAUCAGCCCACGUGCGUCCCGCCUAUGCACUUCGCCCUUCGCGCGUCCACGUCGGCGCCACAUCCGCAUGCCACGUCACACCCGGAGGGUUCGAGCGGGAUCUCCGCCGCACCCAAAGGAGACCGUAGCAGCAGCAGUCCUGAGAAACGUCGCAACUCAAUGUCGGGCCGCCCGCGAAACAUUUCACCACUAUGGUACCCUCACGGGGCCUCUUCGAGCUCGACAGCGUCUGGCGUAGCGGCAGAGGCGGCGGCAGAUGUGGCGGUGAAGCGGCGGGCCAGCAUCACUUUGUCCCCUUCGCCCAUAGCGGUGUCUGCUCCCAUUGGCGCUUCCCCCGCGCGGUCCUCCUCCGCGCGCGCGCUCUGGCACCGACGCCACCACGCGCAGGAAAGCGCGGGGGCGGAAGCGGCGGGCGACAGGAAGCUGCCGGGCAUCGACUCCGCCGACAGCCCCGCGGAUUCCCCUUCCUCUUCUUCCCCCUCCACCUCCGCCCGUCGUUUCCUCCGCUUGCUUUCCUCGCGAGCCGGUCUCCUCUCCCCGUCCGCCUCUUCCGGUCGUUCCGCUACCCGCGCGCCGUCCGCCGACGGCGCGUCCGCUGACAUCAGCAGUCGCAGCAGCAGCACGCCGCGGGAAGGGUGGGGAAAAUUAGAGGCGGUGGGGAGUUUCCGUAAAGGGUCAAGGGGCAGUGCGCGGGGGAACGAGGAGGGCGGCGGAGCGUCUGCGGGAGCAUCAAGCGCAGCGUCGGGAGGAGAGGGACAGAGCACCGGACGCUGGGGCGGCAAGGGCGCGGGUGCGGGCGCCGGGGCGGGCGCGGGCGGGGGUGCGGGCGUGGGCGGAUUACUCUCCCCGCUGGCCAAGGGGAGGUCCCGUAGCCCGCUGUCAAUGGUUCAUUAUUAUCACCACUCUCGCAACAGUCACAUUCACGACCACGACGCCGACGCGGCGUCGCACUCCUACCAGCCCGCGUUCCUCAGUCCCCGCGACGCGAGUAACGCCGCCGCAGCCGCCGCCGCCGCCGCCGCCGCCGCUGCUGCUGCGAGCAGCGGCGGCGGCGGUAGCGCGGGGGCCAACGGGGGGAUCCACAGGGGCGGGAAGAUCCCCGCGCGGGGGAGCAUGGUGAGCAAAUCGUCCCCGCUCUCCCCUCCGCCUUCCGCCUCCGCGCCGUCCUUCUCCCUUGCGCGGCUCAUGGCGCGCUCCAUCUCGAACAUCGAGCGCCGCUCCACGUCACUCAACGACGCGGCUGACGCGGCACUCGCGGCGGCGUCCGCCGCGGGGAUUGUGGUUCCCGGGCCGCCGGGGGUUUGCGCACCUGGCGGCGCGCCAGGCGCGGUGACGGCAGGAGGAGCAGAAGUUACGGAAGGGGCGACGAGCUCUAGCGCCAACGGCGGCGGCGGCAGCAGCAGCAGCAGCGGCAGCAGUGGCUUCAGUCGCUUGCUGAGUGCCAAGAACCGUCUGAAAAGCCUCGUUAUAGGGCCCUCCGUUACCACGUCUGCCACCACUUAUGCAGAACACCCCCAAGUGCCUGUUCCCGCCUGCUCCUCCUCCUCCUCUUCCUCCACCUACCCCCUCGCCUCCCCCAACCCCCUCCCGCCAGCCGCGGCGUUCGCCACGUCAGCAUCGCCGCGCGUGAUGCACGGGCCAAUCAACGGCGACUUCGCGAAGGCGUCGUUUCUUCGCCCGUCCACGCCGGACCUCCCAAUCCCCUCGCUCCUCCUCCUAGACCCGGCGAUCGCUUGCUCCGUCCUCUCCGCCUCGCACGAGCCGUUGCUUCUCGUAGAUCAACGGUCGGCGUGCAUUGUUGCUGCGAGCGCGGGCGUGGUCUCAGCUUUAGGGUUCGAGACUCCUAAAGAGCUAGUAGGUCGGUGCUUCUUCGACCUCUUGGAUUACGUGAAGCACGGGGAGUGGGAUAAGGCGACCGCCGCGGCAGCCGCUACGGGAACGUCCGCAGGCGCCGUUUCGUUAAGAGUGCGGUUUAUAAAGAGCGACCGCAAGGGGUCUUUAGUGGGGCAGAGAGUACAGGUGGAGUUGCAGCUGCCGCCGCCCGCGGCCACCGCCGCUACAGCCGCGACAGCCGCCGCCGCCGCUGCCGCCAGCGCGUCGUCGCCGGCGGCGGCGGCGGCGGCCGCGACAGCCGCGGCGGCAGCGUCGCAGCCGCCUCUGCUGGUGUCGCUCGCGCCAGUCGCGGCGAUCGAGGCGAGUCUGUCGGCCGCGUCGUCCUCUCUGGCCUCCACUCCCCACCCGCAACUCUCGGAGCACGAGCGGUUCGGUGGAGCUGCAGUGACGGGAGAAGGAGGAGGUGGUGGGGAUGAUGUGAGUGUGGGUGACGAUUGCAGUGGUGAUAAUGAUGGUGAUGGUGGCGGGGAGGAAAGUGGAGGGUUGGACGAGCGCGGGGUGGGCAACGCGGGGGGGUUCCGCUUCUCCAUGCGCCUGCGCAUGAAUACGGAGGACGACUGGGGGGACGAUGAGAAGGACGCGGAGGGGGAAGAGGCGGAGGAGGAGGAGGAGGAGGAGGAGGAGGAGGAGGAGGAGGAGGAGGAGGAGGAGGAGGAGGAGGAGGAGGAGGAGGAGGAGGAGGAGGAGGAGGAGGAGGAGGAGGAGGAGGAGGAUGGGGAGGGGGACGGGGGGAGGAGAGGCUGUGAUGGUGCUGGGCGGGGAAGAUUGGACGGUAGCGCGGCGUAUGAGGAUGAUGAUGAUUUGGACGUGUUGGGCGGAGAUGACGAGUGCGCGUGGGGGCGGGGGGGACGCGCGGAUGGGUCGUCCAUAGGCGGGGGAGCGGGGAGGGGCGCGCGGGGGGAGCGGGGCGGGAGAGGAGGGAGCAGCGGGGAGGAAGGGGAGGAUGAGGAGGAUGCGGAGGACGGGGAGGAUGGGAGGUGGGAGGAGAGGAGGGAGGCGAUGAUAUGGCAUGGCGUGUCUGACGGUAUGCCGUCGUUCCGCCUUCAAGCCAUGGACGAGUUUCCACCAGACCGCUUCACGCCUGCUCUCGCCCCUGCCUCUGCUGCUGCUGCUGGGGAAGGAGGGAAGAGGAAGGGAGGGAAGGAGACGGGGCGGCAGGAGAAGGGGAGAGAGAGGAAGGACGGCGAGGAGAGAGCGAGGAAGGCGUCUCCUUUGAAAUGGCUCAAGGCGUCUCUGGGUCAUUCGCAGCAGCGGCAGGAGGAGCAGGGGGAGGAAGAGGAGGCGGAGGAGGAAGAGGAAGAGGAGGAGGUGGAGGAGGGGGGGGCGAGCAAGGGCGGUAAGGAAGGGAAUGGGGAGAAGAGCGAGAAGGGAGUGGAUCGGUCUGCGUCCCCCCAUGCCGGGAUCUUUAAGCGUAUGUGGAGUAUGGGGGGAGGGGCCGGGGGAGGAGAAGCAGGGGGAGUGGCAGCGCCUGGAGCAGGAGCAGGGGGGACUGGGGGAAUAGGGGCUGGGGGAGGGGGAGGGGGAGGGGGAGGGGGUUUUGACGAUGUGGAUGUGAGCUUUUGCAGCAGUACAGGGAGCAGCAGCACGAGCGGUGCUGGUCGCACCAAUAGCACUGCCGCCAUCACCAUCAGUUCCUCCUCUUCCUCCUCCUCCUCCUCCUGCCACACUGCCAACCACGCGAAUAGCGUAGCACUGGAGUCAGCAGCAGGCACUGCCGCUGGUGCUGCUCCUGGCGGUGCCGCUGGUAGUGGAACAGCAGCAGCUGUCGGAGAGGCUGAGAGGAGCGUCAGCGUCAGCAGCAGCAGCGGCAGUGGCAGUGGCAGUGGCAGCGGCAGGGUGCCACGGACAGUGUCGGCAGGUGGGGAGGUGAGCAGGAGUGCGGCGGCCAGUGCAGGCGCGGCAGGAACCCCCAAGAGCAGCGCCAGCAGUGCCUGGGGGCUCAUGGGCUGGGGUCGAGGAGGGGGAGGGGCGGGAGACAUCUCUGCAGCAGCAGGGGAAGCAGGGGGAGCAGGAGGGGCAGGGGGGGCACUGGCAGCAGGAGCAGCAGUGGGAGGUGGAGGGGUGUAUGAGCGGAGGGAGGAGAGGAUUCCAGCUUCCCCUGUGGCUGUGGUGUCUGGUGCUGAUGGGGUGGUGCGCCUGGGGAAUGGGCUGGAGGGCAAGAAAUGGGUCGACAUGAGGGGGUAUGGGGGAGAUUCCAGGGCGAGUUUGGGAGGAGCGACACGUGGUGUUUCUUCUGCUGCUGCUGGUGCGGUUGAGGAGGAGGUGGAUGAGGAGGUGAGGGAGGAGGAGGAGGGAGGGAGCAGGAGUGUGGUGGGUAAGGUGAUGCGCCGGUCUAUCACUCUAGUGGUUGGGAAGAGGGAGGGUAAGGGAAAGCAAGAGGGUAGUGAGAGGAGUGAGAGGGUUGAGAGGGGCGAGCAGGUGAAGGAGCCGAGGGAGCAGCCGGUGUGUGGCAAGGGAGGGGAGGAGGGAGGGGGAGUGGGAGUCGGGAGGAAGUUGACAGAUAAGGGGACGUGGGGAGGGUGGGCGGAUGAGGGGGAAAAGGAUGACUGGUUCUGGUGA